AUGUGUGGAAAACCCAUGAGACCUCGAGGGUGCUACUACCAACAUGAGCCCCUCUGUGUACGCCCACAGUUGGACUUGAUGAUCUACUCAGCUCUCAACGUGGACGAUGGCGCGAGGCUGCAGCAGAAACCGGAGGACGCGGUCUUCGUGUUCGAUGUGGGGAAGAAGACCUGGAAAUCCUAUGACUGGUCCAAAGUGACGACGGUGGCCGCCUUCGGGAGCUACGACGCGGAGCUCAUGUGCUACGCUCACUCCAGGGGCGCCAGGAUCGUGCUGAAAGGUGAUGUACCGCUUAAGGAAAUUGUUGAUCCUGCUAAAAGAGCAGCCUGGAUAUCCCAGCAAGUGGAUCUCGCCAAGAAACAGUAUAUGGAUGGAAUUAAUAUAGACAUAGAGCAGGAAGUUAAUGAAACCUCCCCUGAGUAUUACGCAUUAACAGAGCUUGUUAGAGAAACUACGGAUGCUUUUCACAGAGAAAUUCCAGGAUCGCAGGUAACGUUUGAUGUGGCCUGGUCCCCAGCAUGCAUAGAUCAAAGGUGCUACAACUACACUGGGAUUGCUGAGGCCUGUGAUUUCUUAUUCGUGAUGUCGUAUGAUGAGCAGAGCCAGAUCUGGACCGACUGCGUUGCGAAGGCCAAUGCUCCUUAUCUCCAGACACUAGCUGGCUAUGAAGAAUACAUUACUAUGGGCAUUGAUCCCAAGAAGCUUGUGAUGGGUGUUCCCUGGUAUGGCUACGAUUACGUCUGCCUAGACUUAUCUAAGGAACAUGUUUGUUCUCUUUCCAAAGUCCCUUUCCGCGGGGCUCCGUGCAGCGAUGCUGCAGGGCGCCAGCUCCCCUACGGAACAGUAAUGAAGGUGGCGAACGGCUCCCUGUCGGGGCUCCUGUGGGAUGAGCUGCAGAAAUCUCCUUUUUACGAAUAUAAGGACUCCCGUGGUCGCUUCCACCAGGUGUGGUAUGACAACCCACGCAGCAUCUCUUUAAAAGCAGCAUAUGCCAAGAAUCGAGGUUUAAGGGGCAUUGGCGUGUGGAAUGGAAAUAGCCUGGACUACUCGAAGGAAGCUGCAGCACAGCAGCAAACUGAAGCAAUGUGGAAAGCCUUGACACCAUAAGAACUAUAUGCAAUUGUGACCACCUUGAUUUAGAAGGAUGAAAAUUGGUAU
Tinamus guttatus (white-throated tinamou) is the source of this 1158-nucleotide messenger RNA. Lineage: Eukaryota; Metazoa; Chordata; Aves; Tinamiformes; Tinamidae. The record is from RefSeq and is a predicted model, not a curated record.